AUGUUUAAUUUAUUAAUGUUACUUUUUCUUGUCGGGGGCUGUGUUUGUCAAGGCAAAAGGCCAAAUUUUGUCCUUAUAUUAACGGACGAUCAAGAUAUCGCCCUUGGGGGCAUGGCACCAAUGGACAACGUACGGCGUUUUAUUGCGAGUGAGGGUGUUACCUUUACGAAUUCAUACGUGACUUCACCAAUCUGCUGUCCGAGCCGAGCCAGCUUACUCACUGGACUUUACGUCCACAACCACAAGACUGUUAACAACACCCUCCAAGGCGGCUGCUACGGCACCCAGUGGAGAGACACGGAUGAGAAGCACACCUUCGCCACCGUACUGAAAAAAGCCGGCUACGAAACGUUCUAUGCUGGAAAAUAUUUAAAUGAGUAUGGUGUCCACGAAGCCGGCGGGCCGGAGCGUGUCCCUUCAGGCUGGUCUGAGUGGCACGGCCUGGUCGGCAAUUCCGUGUAUUAUAACUACACAAUAUCCAACAACGGAGUGCCUACCCAUUCCACCGAUCAAUAUCUCACCGAUGUUAUUCGCGAGGUAGCAGUCAGCUACAUCGAGAAUCAGACGGAGUCUAAUCCAUUCCUCAUGGUGUUAGCUCCACCCGCACCCCACCAGCCCUUCACCCCCGCACCCCGUCACGAAGGGAAGUUCAGUAAUGUGACAGCCAUCAAGCACCCCAACUUUAAUAUCGCGGCUGAGAAUAAACACUGGCUGCUCCGCAUGCCUCCGUCCCCUCUCCCGCCCUCAACCCUCCCAGAGCUGGACCGCGUGUAUCGCUCGCGGUGGGAGGCUCUGCUAGCCGUAGAUGAGAUGGUAGCAGAUGUCGUCGGCACGCUGGAGACGAAGGGUCUAUUAGACAAUACCUAUCUUAUCUACACUUCGGAUAAUGGGUACCAUGUCGGGCAAUUCGCGCAAGUCUACGACAAACGCCAACCAUACGAAUCAGACAUCAAGGUUCCACUCGUAAUCAAAGGGCCGGGAAUCGAACACAACGCCUCCUACUCCAAUCCCGUUCUAAACAUAGACAUAGGACCUACUAUCAUUCAUUUAGCGGGCCUGGUUCCUGAGGGUAUGGAUGGGAGACCGAUUAACGUCCUGGCUGAGGAGAAAGCUGAGAGGUACAUGCUCGUGGAGUAUCGUGGGGAAGGAAGAACUGGGUCUGUGGAUGAAACUUGCCCAUGGAAAUAUGAUGGGAUCCACUUGGCUGAGUGCUACCCACAAUAUGAAUGCAAAUGUCAAGACGCCAGCAACAACACGUACUCUUGUAUCAGACACAUUGCGGAUAGGAUUGAUAUGAAGUACUGCGAGUUUAACGACCUGGAGAAAUUCGUAGAAAUAUACAAUCUGAGGAACGACCCGUACGAGCUUCACAACGCAGUCAACGAUAUAUUCCCCGCCAUCAAACAUUGGUACAAACUCCUGUUGACCAGGAUGGUCGCCUGUACCGGCGUCAAGAACUGCGACGACCCUCUCAUUAUAUAUAAGGAUGCGGAUAAAUAG
Molecule: messenger RNA, 1500 nt
Organism: Arctia plantaginis
Lineage: Eukaryota; Metazoa; Arthropoda; Insecta; Lepidoptera; Erebidae
Source: the annotation of a GenBank genome assembly